Messenger RNA from Sinocyclocheilus rhinocerous, 895 nucleotides. Its product is annotated as receptor-type tyrosine-protein phosphatase S-like. Lineage: Eukaryota; Metazoa; Chordata; Actinopteri; Cypriniformes; Cyprinidae. Bases 506 to 895 code for a protein of 129 amino acids. The transcript is spliced from 4 exons. The record is from RefSeq and is a predicted model, not a curated record.
GCACGCAGAGGCCUCCCUCCGCCUGCUGCGCUGUUUUUGGGGAGCGGGAGAAAAGGGGGGGCUAAAGAAACCCCCACCAAACUGCCCCUACCCCCAGUCUAAGUCCGGGACCUGAAAGAAAAGAAUCCGAUCCAGCUCUGGGACGCGGUGGAACGACUAUCCACCGACAUUUAAAGCUCGUUUUAUAACGCGUUUCUGGAGUUUCGUGCGCUCUUGGAGAGUUUACGCACGGACGCCGUCGACAUGGCACGGAUAACUGUUUUGUCCGGUUGAAAACUUCGCGUAUCCAAGGUGUUAUUUGGAUUUUUCCCCCUCCUGUUUUAUAUGGAUGCAGCAUAGGACGCUUUUAAGGGGAAUUAUAUGGUCGUACCGCUUCUGCAUCGAUCCGAAAUAAAGUUACUUGGACGCGCGUGGAACUAUUAGUGCCAAACGUCCAGUGUGCCGACCCUUCGUCUCCAGCCUGUGGGGCCACGGCUCUCCAGACAGGUCAGAGGUCAUCUACGACAUGACGCCAGCCAGCCACCUGCCCAUCCUGCUCUCCCUGAGCGCCCUGCUGCUGUCUCCGCUGCUCACCGGCUCCUUGGCCUUAUCUCCACCCAGGUUCACAAAAGUACCUGUCGAUAUGAUCGGCGUCUCCGGAGGUGUUGUAUCCUUCGUAUGCCAAGCCACAGGUGACCCCAAGCCAAGAGUAACCUGGAAUAAGAAAGGAAAGAGGGUGAACUCUCAACGCGUCGAGACAGUAGAGUUUGACGAAGGUGCGGGAGCCGUCCUAAGAAUCCAGCCUCUCCGAGCACCUCGAGACGAGAACAUCUACGAAUGUGUGGCAGAGAACAGCGAAGGCGAAAUCAGUGUCCAGGCUAAGCUGUCAAUUAUCAGAGGUAAGACUAAAGGUUGA